This is a messenger RNA of Culex pipiens pallens (northern house mosquito), 384 nucleotides long. Its product is annotated as chaplin-C-like. The record is from RefSeq and is a predicted model, not a curated record. NCBI's taxonomy places the organism in Eukaryota, Metazoa, Arthropoda, Insecta, Diptera, Culicidae. The transcript is spliced from 2 exons. Bases 1 to 384 code for a protein of 127 amino acids.
AUGCUGUCCCACUCGUCGUCGUCCUCGGAUCGGCAUCCACACAGCGGAGCAGGUAGCCGGCGGGAAUCGACCUCGAACGUUACGAAGGACAAGGAGGUCAGCGGUAACGUCGUGAGCGUUCCAGCUCCGAUGGUUCCACCCGUCGCGGCCAAGAUCGAAAUUGAGGAGAACGUCCCAGAAGCGGCCGUAGACGUGGUGACGCUGCUGCUGCUGUUGAUGGGCUUCGGGGAAGGUUUCGACGCGGGCGUUGGACAGGUCGGUGGCAACGGAGGAAGGGGCGGCAUCGGCGGUAGCGGUGGAGGUUACUCUUCGGACGCCAGCGGCAACGGGAACAACGUCGCUGUACUGAUCUCGUCCCCGUCGGUCAAUAUCGCAGCCUCGUAA